AGUAGCCAUUUUGGCCUUAAGGGAACACAUUUGAUAUUGACUGGGCUCCACUCGAACCGAAAGUCCUUAUGUGUAACCCCUUGACUGAACACUCUUGUACACAGGUGACCUAGGAUCACGAUGAUAAGUGAGCGUAUAUGGAUCGUUCUGAUCACUUUUGCAAUCGCUCGCAGAGUUGGUGCGGAUUUGCAGCUCACGCAAGUGUCUAUGCGUAGUCCUGCGAACGGUGGUUCUGUUGGAGAGCUACGUGCGGGCUGCCAUACAUCCGUCGAGGGCGACGAGUGCUUCGGAGAGGUGGUGUAUGCCAUGCAGACAGGCGUCGUCAAGCAUCCAGAGCGGUACUCUCCCUUGGCUCAGGAUUCUACCUUCGAGGAUUUCCAGCGGUAUCUCCACCGCUUACCUGCGCUCUCCAAGGUGUGCCCCGAGCCUUGUGCAGCGCAUGAAUUGGACGUCCGAGUGCCAGCGCGGUUACGGGCACCGGAUGACUGCCACACAUCCGUCGAGGGCGAUGCGUGCUACGAGAGGGUUGUGUAUGCGAUGCAGACUGGCGUCGUCGAGAAUGCAGAGUGGUACUCUCCAUUGACCAAGAACUCCAGCUUUGUUGACUUCCAGCGGCACCUCCACGGCGUGGCCUGGCUUUCCGACGUGUGCCCCGAGCCUUGCGCAGCGCAGGCAGAGCGGGUCCCGGUGGCAGCGCUCGACUCUGAAUUAAAGUUUGUUUGGCAAUUGGAGGACUGCCGCACGGGAGGCGUUGCGGCUUGCCUCGGCGUGCUGCGUGCGCACUCGAGCAGGUUGCUUUUGCCCAGAGCGCUUCGCGGUCGUUCACAGCCGUAGUGGCACGGACCUUCCUAUACAAAUUGAUGAAAAUCUCAGCCUUGAAUAUGGAACGAGGUGGCGCAAGCCUUUUGAACUCUGCGCGGCCUGCUGGUCGGGGCUAUGCCGCCCAGCAUAAUACCGAAUUUUGUGUGUUCGCUUUGUGCUCAGGAGGGGAAAAAGCAUAGUCACAAUGAAUCGUCG
This is a messenger RNA of Prorocentrum cordatum, 1017 nucleotides long. The record is from the annotation of a GenBank genome assembly. NCBI's taxonomy places the organism in Eukaryota, Dinophyceae, Prorocentrales, Prorocentraceae.